CCGCCAAAGGAGCUGCGAACCGCCAUCCCGGGCAGCUGCCGGGACAGGGGUCGGGCUUGGAAUUCGUGUAAGAGGCAGAGACUGUUGGUUCCAGCAACAUGGGGGAUUAUAUCAGAUUGAAGUUCCAGCAGCAGCUUUUCCUCAUUAGUGAAAAUCUGGUGACCGAAGAUGUAGCAGCUUUAAAAUUUCUCUGUUCUGACUUGCUCCACAUCAGAAAACUAGAAGGUGUGAGGUCAGCAGCAGACAUCUUUGAGCUUCUUGUGAAUCAAGAUUAUUUGAGUGCAGAAGACACUUUCCUACUAGCUGAACUCUUAUACAGAAUUAAAUGUCAUGCCUUGCUCGAGAAACUUGGUUACAGCAAGAAGAAAGUACAAGAACAUCUGCAUGAGAGGGGAAGAGUAUCUCCAUACAGGCAGAUGCUGUAUGAAUUGUCAGAGAACAUCACCAAUGAGAUGUUGAAGGAGAUCAUAUUCCUCCUGCAAAACCGUCUUCCAAAGCGAUGGACAACUCUUUCUGCUUUGGAUUUGCUGACUUUGUUGGAAAAACAGAGCCUUUUAACUGAAGAAAAUGUAGAGGUACUGGAGGAAGUCUGUAAGACUGUUUCACCUGAUCUUCUGGAGACAAUAAACUGCUACAAAAAGGCAAAAGAUAACACGGCAACCAAUUUUACACAAGGCUUCCCCGAGAAAAACCUGGAGCUGCGUGGAGAAUUCGGCAAUGUAGAAAAUAAAUCCAAGARUAUGACAAGCUACAAAAUGGAUGGACCACACAGAGGAUUUUGUCUCAUUAUCAAUAAUGUUAACUUCAAUAAUUCUCGUAGGAAUGGUUCUUGCAAAGAUGCUGAGCAACUGGAGAGAGUAUUCAGAUGGCUUGGUCUGGAUGUGAGGACUUACCCAGAUCUGACGUCUGGGGAUAUUAUAAAUCUCAUGCAAACUUGGCAGCAAAUGCAAGAYCACAAAGACAGGAACUGUUUUAUAUGUUGCAUUCUCUCUCAUGGAGAGUCAGGAGCAGUCUAUGGGACAGAUGAGGAACUUGUGUCAAUACGCACAAUUAUGUCCCACUUCACUGCCAAACAAUGUCCCCAGCUGGCUGCAAAACCCAAACUCUUCUUUAUCCAAGCAUGCCAGGGUAAAAAUAUACAAUGCCCUGUCUAUGUUGAUGCUGCUCAACAAACUCUUGAUUUGUCUUCCAUGCAAGAGAGCUUUUCUCUUUUUGAAAGUAUUCCUGAAGAGGCUGAUUUCCUCCUGGGCAUGGCCACAGUUGAUGGAUUUGUCUCUUUCCGGCACAUUGAAGAAGGUUCUUGGUAUAUUCAGGCCCUCUGCAGCAAGCUGCAGUUGUUGGUACCAAGGGGUGAAGAUAUUUUGUCAAUUCUUACAGAAGUUAAUGAAGAUGUGGCCAGACGUGUUAGCCCUUCAGGGACAAAGAAGCAAAUGCCCCAACCAGCAUAUACCUUAAGGAGAAAAUUUAUAUUCCCUAUACCUGCAGAUCCUCCUCCUUCAGACCAACAUCAAGGCUUUUAAAAUACAUAAUUUUAUUAUCUUGUUUAAAUGCAGUUCAUCACACUACCUGUUUUAUGACAAUUAUGCAAAACCCUGAGGAUUUGUUAGCUGCAGUUCAAGGCCUCAUAAAUUUUGUCAACCAAACUGUGAAACUGGAGGAGACACAAUUAA
Malurus melanocephalus (red-backed fairy wren) is the source of this 1670-nucleotide messenger RNA. Its product is annotated as caspase-10-like. NCBI's taxonomy places the organism in Eukaryota, Metazoa, Chordata, Aves, Passeriformes, Maluridae. Gene Ontology annotation, molecular function: cysteine-type endopeptidase activity; protein binding. The transcript has 8 exons. Bases 99 to 1520 code for a protein of 473 amino acids. The record is from RefSeq and is a predicted model, not a curated record. Gene Ontology annotation, biological process: negative regulation of extrinsic apoptotic signaling pathway via death domain receptors; proteolysis.